Molecule: messenger RNA, 843 nt
Organism: Leishmania major strain Friedlin
Lineage: Eukaryota; Euglenozoa; Kinetoplastea; Trypanosomatida; Trypanosomatidae
Exons: 1
Coding region: 1-843 (280 amino acids)
Biological process (GO): ubiquinone biosynthetic process
Cellular component (GO): mitochondrial inner membrane
Molecular function (GO): 3-demethoxyubiquinol 3-hydroxylase activity
Source: RefSeq, a predicted model, not a curated record
AUGCGCUGCACAGGUACUGCUUUGCUGCGGCACGGCAGCAAGGCUUUGAAAUGCUCGCCCUCUCGUUACACGCUGACUCUGACCUGCGGUGAAAGAGCUACUCGCCUCUAUUCAGUGUCACACUCCUUCUUUCCCCAGCUGUGGUGCCGCUUUCACUCAUUACUACUCUCUGCCAUUUUAUCCUCGUCUUUUUCUUUUAGCAACAAUGCACAGUCAUCAUCAAUGAAAUCUCUUUUCCACCCGUCGCUGGCGGUCCUCGGGCCGGUGUUUGCGAUCCCUUUAAAGCAACAGAAGAUUGAUGAAGUUGUCCGCGUCGAUCAUGCAGGUGAGGUGGCCGCUGUGCGUAUUGCGAGGCACCAGCUUGAGUGGAUGUCGCCACUGGACGAUGCGUUCCCAAUCACGCAAGAAAUCCUGGACGACGAACUUGUCCACCAGCGAGUGAUGUCUGAGCUUGCCGAGCGGCACGGUGUGCGGACCACUUCGCUUGAUCCCCUUUUCAAACUCGGAGCAUUUGCCUUGGGUGCCGGGACGGCGGCGCUAGGCAAAUGCGCGAUGAUGUGCUGCCAUGCGGCUGUUGAAGCCACCAUUUUUGAACACUAUAAUGAUCAGCUCCGCGAGCUCCAGGUGCUCGAGGACAAGUGCUCCGAUAUCAAAGAGAGCGAGGCCGAGAAGACGGCCUGGGCGGAUGUUAAAAACUACAUUGUGAAGUUUAGAGAUGAGGAGAAGCAUCACCAAGAGCUAGGGGAACAGAACGGUGCUGAUCAAGCUCCUGUCUAUCCGCUUCUCUACAAUGGCAUUCGACUUGCCUGCAAAGUUGGCGUUGCGUGCGCCAAGCGUAUCUGA